CUCUCAUAUUCAUACAAGCCCACAACACAUAUAAUUCCGCUACAUUUCCUCUUAUCGGUCCAUAAUAAGCUCCCCGCUUUCGAACGAAUAUAUACCCGGAAAAGCAAAAACCAGGCGCCCUUCUCACUUAUAAUCUAUCCCCCUUCUCUGCAUCUUCUUGGAAGAAUUUUCAUCUCCCUAUCCCUUUUCACACUUCACUGAUCUUUCGAUCGAGACCCCACUGCUUUCUCUCUUUACAUAAAUAAUACAUAUAUGAGCAUUGCCCUUCACUACCACGUCGAUUUGUUCACUGCUUUUUGAACAUCAGUUUUCCGAGUCUCGCAAACACUUGACAUGGAAGCAGAGCAACAAGUGAUGAUGAUGGGGAAAUGGGAUCCGCGGACGCUGAUGAAUGAGCUGGCCCAAGGGAAGGAGCUUGCCCAGCAGCUCAAGACUCAUCUCGCCCCUCCUUCGUCCACUGAGAGGCGGCGGUUCCUCACCGAGAGGAUUCUCGGUUGUUACGAGAAGGCGCUCUCGUUGCUCAAUUGCCGAGACAUCAGUGGCGGAUCAAGGGAUGCGUCCGAGUCGACCGUCAGCUUCCUCCAAGAGUCCCCGACAUCGAGGGUCGGAGAUCAGUUCCCUCGUGAUGUGUUCAAGAAGAGGAAGACAUCGACGCCUCGGUGGACCGAAGAGGUCCGGGUGGUGUCCGGUUCGGGGCUGGACGGUCCUCCAGAUGAUGGUUAUAACUGGAGAAAAUACGGGCAGAAAGACAUCCUCGGCUCCAAAUUUCCUAGGGGAUAUUAUCGGUGCACGCACCGUCACGUUCAAGGAUGUCUGGCGACAAAACAAAUUCAGAAAUCAGACCACGAUCCGAAUGUAUUUGAGGUUGUGUAUCGGGGACGACACACUUGUAGCCGAUCCACUCACUCAGUCGUUCAAUCCCAAUCGCGAACUAGUGAUGGUCCGAGACAGGAACAAGAUAACGGGUCGAGGCCUCGAACCUUCGAUCAAAAAUUGCCAAACCAAUCGCAACCAAUCAACUUUAACUUCAAAUCGGACCUUAGGCUCGAACCCGAGGAGGUAGAUGCAAGAGACGAGAUGUUCCCAUCUUUCAGCUUCACAGAUAGCGCUAUCGAGUCCGAUCAAAAUAUCUUCGCGACUGUCCUAACGGACAACAAUUUCCUGGACAGCAUUACGAUAGAGACGCCUGAACCCGACUAUUUGCAGCCGAUGUCACUGUGCCACUUGAGCAGCUUGACAUCAGAGUCCGAUCCGCACGAGAUUGUCUCCGCUCCAACUUCGGUCACCAACUCGCCGAUUGGGGACGUGAUUUUUCCACUCGAGAAGAUAGAAUUCGACCCGGAUCUCCUGCUCGAUGAUCUGCAAUUUUCAUAUGAAGGCUCCAUCUAAGAGAACAUAGGUAGGUGAUGAUCCUGGCCGGAAUUCCAAACGGGCGAUGGCAACAUUCAUCCGAGCGUGGAGGCAACCGUACCUUGACAAAAUGGCUAAGAUACAUAAGUAUUGCCACUGUAAUUUCUUUUUCUUCUUUUUUCGUUUUACAUCAUUUUUGUCUUCAAGCUUAAUUGGUGGUUCCAUUUUAUGAUUCAAUUGCUCUUGAAAAUUAAUUCUUCCCUCUUUCCUUA
Molecule: messenger RNA, 1622 nt
Organism: Punica granatum (pomegranate)
Lineage: Eukaryota; Viridiplantae; Streptophyta; Magnoliopsida; Myrtales; Lythraceae
Source: RefSeq, a predicted model, not a curated record